CUCAUCGACACACUGAAAUCCCGACGGGCAGUGAACCAUCCCAUUCUCUCAGAUCGCGUGAAGUUCGCUAUAAGUGACGAUAAUAAGUCAGAUCAGGUUGGCGAGGCCGAGGAUCUUUACGCGAUUCCCGUCGUUACGUCCGAAUGGGUUCGUUUGUCACUAGAGACGAAUACUUUUCUACCAUUUGCACCAUUUCAUCCAAACUUCCGGAAGAUUUUCACGGAUGUUACUGCUGUGUUUUCGGAGCUUUCCCUGAAAGACUGCAUCACGCUUUCAGCACACAUAACAAUCCGUGGGGGCCUUGUAAAGACUACUUUAGAUUCGUCAGUUACACACCUUAUCUGUGGCCGGGCUGCUGGGAGUCUUUAUGACUUUUGCGAAAAUUGCAUGCAACCGGACAAAGUGAAAAUAGUGUCUCCUGAUUGGGUAAUCGAGUGUGUCAAGGCCGACAAGUGCAUUAAUUGGGACAACUAUAACAUCGACUUGUUAGUCAAACCAUCGCCUCCCAAGACCAUAAAGCCGAAACCUGUUCCUGCACGACCAAGUGCACCU
Messenger RNA from Dibothriocephalus latus, 552 nucleotides. The record is from the annotation of a GenBank genome assembly. Lineage: Eukaryota; Metazoa; Platyhelminthes; Cestoda; Diphyllobothriidea; Diphyllobothriidae.